GCUCAGUGCUAGGAGAAAUGCUAUUCAUACCGCCCUGAAUGUCUCACCUGGGUUUCCGUACUGCACUCAGGAAGUAAAAUUAUACAAGGGCAUGUAAGAUGGCCCCCAAAACAUUAGCACCGUUAGCAAAGAGACUGUUCAAAGGAGUAGUACUACUUGAAGUGGCAGGUGUGCUAGGUGCUUAUGGUCUUUUUUACAAGAUGAACACAAGUCAAGAUUUCAGGAACAGUAUGAACAACAUGCUUCCCUCUGUCCUGGAAGUUUAUUACAAGUCCAACGAAUAUGCUGGGGUUUAUGGGAUUCGAGAGAAAGACCUUGAAGAUUGGUCCAAGAAGGCAUAGAGGGUCUUGACGUCUCUGCCUCGGACCCAGUGGUCUCUCUGGGCUUCCCACUUGAGCUGCCUGACACCUGGAGGAAAAGAAGACAUAAGUGCAAUGAGCAAAAACCAGACUGCAUCCUCUACUAAAGUUAGGUCAUCAUCUGUAUUCAACAACCUGUUCCAUAUGAAAUGUGCCCGGUGGUUUUUGUCUUAGGGUUACCUUCAGAUCAGUGGUUCUCCAUCCUGGUCCUAGGCACCAAAAGGGGUGCACAUUUGCUUUAGCACUACACACCGGAAUCAAAGCCUGAUGAGUUUACAAUUUGAAUCAGGUGUGUAGCGCUAAGGCAAAAACUAAAAUGUGCACCCCUUUGGGUUCCUAGGACCAGGAUGGAGAACCACUGCUUUAGAGCCAUCAUGAUUGAGAGAAUAGUCUAUUCUGUACAACUUUAAAAGGACUACUAGAGUAUGACUGGGUGUGCUAUAGGGGGUUGAGGUUAAUCGGUUAGCCACUGAAAAUACAUAUGACCGGUCAUGUUCAUCAAUCUAUAGGUUAACCUGCAUUAUUUGGUGGAAUUAAAUUGGCACGUGUGUAUUUUCAUUAGUCGUCAUGCAUCUUAUUUAUCACGCGCACACCCCCUAGUUUGAGGAGUGGAAUGGCCUAUCACCUGUCAGACAUCACCCAGUCAUUGUGCAACGAAUAAUUCUAAAUGCAAUUGUGUGUUAAUGGUUUUGAUAGCCACGAUUAAAAAUACCUUAUUUCUUAUUAAAGCG
Messenger RNA from Salmo salar (Atlantic salmon), 1090 nucleotides. RefSeq names its product protein CEBPZOS. The record is from RefSeq and is a predicted model, not a curated record. NCBI's taxonomy places the organism in Eukaryota, Metazoa, Chordata, Actinopteri, Salmoniformes, Salmonidae.